Spea bombifrons (plains spadefoot toad) is the source of this 803-nucleotide messenger RNA. It is a transcript of the gene CGA, whose product is annotated as glycoprotein hormones, alpha polypeptide. The coding region runs from base 87 to 455 and encodes 122 amino acids. The record is from RefSeq and is a predicted model, not a curated record. Gene Ontology annotation, cellular component: extracellular region; follicle-stimulating hormone complex. Lineage: Eukaryota; Metazoa; Chordata; Amphibia; Anura; Pelobatidae. Gene Ontology annotation, molecular function: follicle-stimulating hormone activity. The transcript is spliced from 4 exons. Gene Ontology annotation, biological process: thyroid hormone generation; positive regulation of steroid biosynthetic process.
GCCAAGAAGACCAGGAAGACAUCAAGUGGUCAUUUACUGCACAUCACUCACACAUUCUCUGUGAUUAUACAACAGGAAGAAACAGCAUGGAUUGUUGUGGAAAAUAUGUCAUAGUUAUUUUGGCAUUCUUAUCUGUGUUCUUGCAUGUCCUUCAUUCCUUUCCCGAUGGAGGUUUAAGGACUCAGGGUUGCCCAGAGUGCAAGUUGAAAGAGAACAAUUCCUUUAGAAACGCAGGUUUAAAGGGUACAAUUUUUCAGUGCACUGGAUGCUGCUUCUCUAGGGCUUAUCCAACUCCCAUGAGAUCAAAGAAAACCAUGUUGGUUCCAAAGAACAUUACAUCAGAGGCGACAUGUUGUGUAGCAAAGGCGUUUACAAGGGUUACAUUGAAGGAUAACCUGAAGAUUGAAAAUCAUACAGAAUGUUACUGCAGCACCUGCUAUUAUCACAAAUCUUAAACGUUUGAUGCUACCUGACGACUUAAUGUUACCUGUCCCUGUUUUUUUAACCAUUCAAACAAAUCAGAUGUCGCUAAGAUAACAUAGCUCUGUUCUUUUUACUUUUUCUUCAUCCUAAUUAAAAAGUUGUUUCAUUUAAUAAAAUUGGAUUGUUCUUGCAUGACAAAUAUGAAAUUUGAAGAUACUUUUACUUUUUUAUUCGACCAAACUUGACAUUUUGUAAAAAGAAAAACAAAGCUAUAAAUCAUUUCUCCAUAUAAACCAAUGAUGUCAUGUGUAUCAUAAUUUAUGAAAUAGGGGUAGACUAUUGUAACAAAUAUUAAAGCUUUUACUGUCUUAUCUUCUAAA